This is a messenger RNA of Laetiporus sulphureus 93-53, 867 nucleotides long. RefSeq lists its product as uncharacterized. Lineage: Eukaryota; Fungi; Basidiomycota; Agaricomycetes; Polyporales; Laetiporaceae. Gene Ontology annotation, biological process: protein processing. The record is from RefSeq and is a predicted model, not a curated record. Gene Ontology annotation, cellular component: endoplasmic reticulum; Dsc E3 ubiquitin ligase complex. Gene Ontology annotation, molecular function: protein binding. The transcript has 5 exons. The coding region runs from base 1 to 867 and encodes 288 amino acids.
AUGACGCUGAGUGAGAAGGCGAAAGGAAAGCAGCGUGCUGUGGAACCUCAGUCUGGCAACCCAGAACCUCCGAAGAGGGAUCUCGUCAUACGGUUUACCGAGGGUAUACCCGACCUCACGCUGCAGAUUGCAGAGAAAGACGUUGUACGGGAUGUCAAGAAUAAGAUUCGGGAUGCCAGACCCCAGCUGCAUGAUCGGCGUCUUCGCUUAAUUCUCUCCGGGCAGUUGCUCGCAGAAAGCACGCCACUCUACAAUCGGCUGACCACGCUGGAGCAACAGCACCGUCGUGCUGCGUCCGAAAACGAUGCUAAUAGCGUAGGAAGCAAGGUUCAGAAUGCUAACAACAUAUGGUUGCACUGUUCUGUCGGGCCCCAGAUGACGGAUGGCGAGGAAGAAGAGCACUCGUUACAGACUGCUCAGCUCAAACCUUUGAGAGGGUUCGAUCGGCUCGCCGCCGCUGGCUUCUCCGAACAAGAUAUUGCCAAUAUCCGGCUGCAAUUCCAUGCACACUCUGCUGGCGACUAUAUCGAUCAAGACUUUGAAAGCGACGAAGACUUCGAUGAGCACGCGCGUGCGCUUGAAGAGCAGUGGAUUGAUUCGUUCGAUAACGGGGGUACGCCGCUUUCGCAGUCCUCGUCGCGAGCGACAUCGAUGCUAUUGAACGGUGUCGUCCCUGGUUUCUUCUUCCCCUUGAUACCCUUCUUCUUCUUCCGUUCCCCGAAGCCGGCUGUGUUCUGGGACGACGGGAGCGAACUUGAAGCGACGAGCAGUGUCAUCUUCUCGAGACGUUUGCAAAUGGGUAUUGUAGUCGGCUUCCUGCUGAACGCAAUCUUUGGCAUUUGGACAUAUCUUCUCACGUCGCCCUGA